Molecule: messenger RNA, 8200 nt
Organism: Dermacentor andersoni
Lineage: Eukaryota; Metazoa; Arthropoda; Arachnida; Ixodida; Ixodidae
Product: ankyrin repeat domain-containing protein 55-like
Molecular function (GO): protein binding
Source: RefSeq, a predicted model, not a curated record
ACACGCUUUUCUCAUCAACUCAAUGCGUCCUUGGACGAAAAUGGAUCGACGGUAGCUCCAGUCGCCGUGGCGGCUGUAAAUGCUGUGGGGCCCAUGUAAAUAUUGCUGCAUUCAUUCGACAGCUGACAUUGUCACGUGCAUUGCUCUAAUGUGAAAGGCGACAUCUGUCGAGCUAACCAAGCCAUAGCCGCUGCUAAUUCUGAGAUCUUGUUGUGGCGACGGCUUCUCCAAGCUCGAUUUCCUGGGGGCCGUGGGAGUCGAGGCUUUCGGAAACCACGGCAAGCCUGCUGCCGUCAUGAAGGUGGAGCUGGGCAGCGCCGCAGACAUUCACUUUGCCGUGACCAGCCAUAACAUCGAAGCCAUCGUCAGGCACGUCUCUUUGGGAGGCGACGUCAACGCCAAGCUCCAGGGAGCGACGCCUCUAGGAGCAGCGUUGUGCAGGAAAGCAUGGGACACUGCACAGAUUCUGCUGUCCCUUGGAGCUGAUGUGAACCAGUUCAGUCGAGACAGUGUUGGCCGUGAGGAACCACCGCUGUGCAUUGUCUGCCGCCUGGGAAAUGUCGACAUAGCAAAGAUGCUCCUUCGAAACCCUAGCAUCCGCGUGUGCCGUAGGGACAUGUUUGGCAAGACCCCCCUCUGGCUUGCCACCAAGCAUGGACGGCGCGACCUCGUGUACCUUCUCCUCGUCCACAACUCCAGCGUGCGGGGCACCACAUGCUUCGCCGACUGCCCCAUAUGGCUGUGUGCCCGCUACGGUGCGCGGCACACUAUCGCCGACAUGCUUCUUGCUGCCGGAGCACCCCACGGCUCCCGCGACGGAGCAGGGAAGGACGAUGUGGCCUGGGCGAUGGAGCGUGGGGACGUAAAGCUGCUGACUGUGUUUCGGCUGGCUGGUUUUGGUGCCGGUAAAGUGUCGCCACCGAGCCUGCAGUGGCUGGCUAGGCGGGCCUACUGGAUAGGCCAGGAGGGUAGGAGGGAACCAAAGGGUCGGGACCUUGAGGGCAUGCCCAGAAGAAUCAGAGAUUAUGUGAUGCUCAAGGACAUCUACACGCAAAGCAGUCAGCGCUGAUGUCAUGGGGCCAUUACCUGAUUAUUUUUUCGAAGAAAUCGCUGCUCACACACCGUCUCAACAACUCCACAGUGCAGCAAAGGCUAGGGCUUUUGUCAGGACAAACGAUCGCCUUGUCACCUUUCUUGUGUCUGUUGUCCUAACGCUGCAGUUAUUGCUUUAAGUAUGAACUGACUAGCUCAAGAAUAAGUGUUGCUAAGCAAUCCUUAAAAAGAGCUGGCUGUGUAGUCUGUGAAGGGAAGGAGGGCUUGCCCAUUGUGUACUGCUGAUCCUUGUGUUAAACUUCCAUUCAGUUGGCAUCACGUGGAGGGUGAUCAGAGGAGGUUAUUCAAGGAGCCCCUUCUUCUGGUUCUUCCUUCUAAUUGGCUGGCAUGACCUGUAGCUUUCACUGCGCUGCCUGGAGUUGGCGAGAGUAUAGAUAUUGCAUGCGUAGCCCUCAGAGUUGUGGGUCCUCAAGUUGCACAUGAUUCCGCUGCAGCAGUGUGUGGUGACCUGUGUGUUUGACACCCAGCGCGGGCACGUUCGGGCUGUGUGUACUGGACGUCUUGUUAGGCAUGAAACAAAUACAGUUGGAAGGAAACCUGGGCCAAAGCUCCACAUUAGGAAAAAGACACCCGAUGAAGCCGUAUCAGCGCAAAUAAAACAAAGACAAAGCACCACGGGCACUCAAAAUGUCCGAUCUUCUGUUCUUUGUGUCUGUUUUAUUUGCGCUGAAACGGCUUCAUGAGGUAUCAACCAACUAGCCCAAGAACAAAUUAUUUUAUAUUAGGAAUAAGACAGGUGCAUGGGAACCUGCUUAAGAAUGUUACUAUCAACAUUGAAAACUUAAGAUGCACAGUACCUGUGAGAAAAAAACAUAUUUCUACAGCCUGGGCAUUCAUCCUGGCACUCUAAUUUAAAAUCUGUACUGGUAUACAGGAACAAAAAGUGUCGUGCAGUUUUACUGGCUGGAGGCACAAACUAUACAGAAAUUCAACUUUUUCACGGAACUGACAUCCUGUAAACUUCUGACACCUUAUGUGCUUGCAUUGUUUUAUUGCAGCCAAAUAUAUGAUACUUGGACCCAUAAAGAGCUCAGCAGGUUAUUAUUAAUUCAGAGUACGAAACUACAUGUGUACAAACACAGACACCAGGAGAAUGCACAGGAAAAAGAAAGAUGCUCAUUUUUGUGUCGUCAUUUUCGUUUCUCAUGUGCCCAUGUUUCCUAGCUCAACUUUUUGUUCUACAACACUUAAAUGAAAAGAAAAAAAAAACAGCAGUAUUGGAAGAGUAAUGUAGGGAUGCGGGACAUGUUAAUUAGCUUGAUUAAAACUUAAGCGUGCAAUAAUACACUGGUAGGGGAAUAUGAAUUUCACUCUUAUUAUUAACAAAGUUCUGUACGUUUACACAUGUAUUUGAAAGGACCUGUUUGCAUUCUACUUGUUCGCUAUAGUACAGUCGCCCACAAAAGUUUGUAGAAUAUGGGUUUCUUGACAAAUAGAAAUAUCUGUUCUGUUAAGGCAUGGUGCUACUGUGGUCCACCUUGUAGGUCACGAAAGCUACCACAGAUUGAAACUGUGAACUUGAGGCUGCGCACCGAGACUUCGUGGGAAUUCAAGCUUUUCGCAAAUGCGAUGUCCUGUAAACAUUUGUUGCAUACUGUACAUUUAGUAUGCAGAGGUCAUCUUUUUUUUUUUUUUUUUUUUCUCUCUGUCCCUUCUUAUUGUUGAGCCUUUUCCUGUGCAUCCUUCUGCCUGUCAGUUUAUUUACUUUUUUUUCUUAAAGGUACAAGUGCAGCAUUUAGUGAGCACAAGCUUGCCAAACAACAUGCCUAUAUUGUGUGUCGGUUGGUGCAAACGAGUGGGAAGGUUCAAUUACUGUCACAAACAGCAUAAUAUAUGACAGGUUUCACUGUAAACUGUUUGCUGAACUGAAACAUAGAUAGAGCUGUCAUUAAUGGAUACUGCCCAUUUUCGUCCAUGGAGAAAGCACUGCCUAGAUAUUGCAUACAUAGAGAGACUUAAGAUUUAUAAGGGACCCAAAAUUUUACUUUUUCAAUAUUUGCUUUUGUACACAGUUACUUACCUCUGUGCUUGGCACGUGAAAGUGACCCAAUUAUAUGCAGUCACGAAGCCACUGGCUUCAUGCAGGUCAGACAAGUGCAGGUCAAUUAAAACCAGUAAAGUGAAUUUGGUUGGCAGUAAUGUUAACGCUGUAUGCUGACAGCAACUGGUGCAACUAUACAAGCCUGUUCUGCAAAACCCAGAUGACCUGUUGACGUCAGGUUCUUAUGACAUCAUACAUAAAGGAUAUGAGUCGUAGUUUUUCUGUCCACUAGCUUGAUUAAGAGAAAAGGUGAGGUUGUGUACUGGAACGUGCAGACAUAAAUGAUGAAGCACUUGCCAGCUGUUUGCCCAUUUUGCUGCAUGAUCAGUGCGUGCUAGUGCUGGUGUCAAGCUAACUAGUGCUUGUGAGAAGUGUGGCUUAUACUGUUGAUGCUAUGCAGAGUUCACCCGCCCUACCUCCUAGAGACAUGGAAUAUCUGGUUUUUAUAAUACGAGUUUUUAUAAUCGCAUGUAACACAUGGUAUUGGCAUGUGACAUGGUCAUAACUGCUGGCCAUGUACUCACCUGUUGCUCACAACAGAUCUGAGCUCUGUACAUUGGCAUAGAGGUCAGCUGGUGAUGUGAUGUUCUUUUUUUUUUUUUGCUUAAAGAAUGGCUAGUUGUGUAGUUCAAAGUGAGAACUGGAGUGGUAACUGAGUGAAAAUGAUCUGGAUCAGUGAACUGGAUCAGGACAGAAGUGACAUGUUCUUGUGCCAUCUGCCGUGUCGACUUAGGGUUGAGUGGUUUUAUGCUUGUGCCGCAUGCCUGCUGUUACAAAAUCAGUUAUCCACAAUACUUAGGAUAAUUAUACCUUGCAUUGCUAAAGGAAGCUUUAAAUAUUAGGAUGAUAAAGAGACAUGUUAAAUGACCUUGCAAAUACGGUUGAUGCUUCUGAAAUUUGUGAAUAGGUCAGCUUUUCUGCAAGCUUGGGCGUGAUAAGCUGAAAAGGGUGCAAGAACGAAAGAAGGUUGGUGACAAUGGGGGGAGGGGGGGGGAGGUCACAUGGAAAUUGGUGUACCAGCUGCUUAUGAUACUGUAGGUUUUGGCAGCAUGUGCUGUGGGCUAGGUAAUUGGUUGGAAAGAAAAAAAGAAAGUUGUGUUGCAUCUGAAAGCGAGCAGAGAUUCAACCUUGUAUGUGAAGAUAUUGUGAAAGCUGCAAUGUGCAGUUGAGUUCUUCGGUUCAGGCACAAAAUUCGAACAACGGGAAAUGGGCCUUCGUUUUGUCAGUUUAGUUAACAUUCAUACUUGCACUACCUGGAAAUUGUGAGUUUCCUUACAAAAGAAUAAUCUACCAAUCUAAACUGAUUUGUUGUUUCUUGUUAGUUUUCCUUUCAAGCGGACCAGAUAUUUGAGUUAUGCUGUUGUUUCUCAAUAGGAUAAAGUGAGCAAGUUAGAAUGGUGUGUGAAGUUCACAUGACAAUUAAUGUAUUGAAAAGGCAGCGUCAUAUGUCACAUACCGUGAUGAGCUUAAUUACAGUGCUGAAGUGUUGCUCAGCUUAGAACAAAGGGUAAAAAAUGCACUCCUAUAUAAGAAAAGUCAGAACACACUAAUCUGCAAACAGUGUGAGCAUUGUUUUUUAACCAGACUUCAUCAACUUCAGCUGCAAGUCUCAAGUUGGCCAGAUUGCAUGGAUGUGCUUGAGUGAUGGCCUUGUUUAGGAGGUUUUAAAAUUUUGAGGUAUUUAGAUUUGCCAAACGUUCUUUUCAAACAGUGGGUGCUGCUGAAGCGUUAGUUAUUGUGCACAUGAAGUGUGAUAGUUUUUAUCACAGUACUCGCAGCACAUCAACAUAGUGUAGUUUAUGCAGAGCUUGGCAAAAAAACAUAUUCAGGCUCGUCCACUCAUCAAGGAAGCACCUAAUUAGCAUUCACUCUUAUAGCCGCUCAAGUUUUUUAGUGAAAGCCUGAAGAUAGAUUAUUCAUUUGAAAGCGUGAGAAGUUGGUAAUGCGUGGGUAUAGUACUAACUGUGCAAUAAGCUGGAUGAAGACAGUGUUUGUGUGGUUAACCGUUCUUAUUUUUUUUUUCAUGCACUGUUAGUAUAUCCACAUUCUUUCGUAUAUAGAUAUCUGCCUCAGGCAUCAUAUUGGCCACAUUUAUUGAUCAGUAUGAAAUAUAAGCGCGAGAGUUCUUUCAGAAUGAAAACUAGCAGCGUUUCCCAUGAUCUUCACUUUUGAAAUUGCCUUAAUAUAGAAUACGCCUUUCUUGUAAACGCUACACAGAUUUCAGCACUUUGCAAUAGAAUGCGAGGUUGUCAGAUGGUUUGUGCUAGCCUUGAGGAGCCGAUGUCUUUGAUGAAGCAAUCACUUUCCCGCUAGAGUAGCCUUUAUAUAUAUACAUAUAUAUAUUUUUUUUGGGGGGGGGGGGAUCACAUUUUACUACAGCGUUCUCGAUAAAUGAUGCAGUUAACUGUAUGCAAAUUAUGCUCCUUUGUGGUCUCUCUUUAAGAGGCCCCGACUGCAUUUGGGACCUGGAGGCAGCCGAAGCCUUAGCUAGAGAGGCUGCCCGGAACAAGUUUUAAAACAUACAGUAGCAUUUCUAUGUGGAAUGUGACCACAAUUUGCACCUAAUAUCAAUACUACAAUCACUUUGUUUACACUGUACUAUAUUGUAUAAGUACUAGAUAGUGACUGCCACCAUGGAAGGUACCCCUAUGUGCACCCUGCGUAAAAAGUUUGAAGCUGUCAGAAGUGGCAGCUUUUUUUUAUGGAUCUUCUGAAGGUACAAUUGAACUUCAGUAUAACAAAUUAUUUGAUACUGGAGUAAAUCUAAAACCUUCCUCACAGACAUCAGCAUGUCAUGAGUACAUGCUUACAAAAAACAUACUACAAUGGUAGGUAAAGGUAUUUCUUGCCAGAUGUGACUUUGUCAUAAUGAGGUUCGUUUGUACAUGGUAGCAACCGUUCGUUAUGCCUACAUAUUUUACUUCUCUUAGCAGAUGAAGUCUGUAAAGCUGUUUUCAUCUGUUAAGUUAAACUGUUUAUUCCUCUAGCUCCUGCGGAGAUAUAAUUCAUAAAAGAGCUUCUAUGCAGAUUAUAUGGUCAGUUUUUUUUCUCUGUGUAGUAACAUAUCUUUGGUUACUUUUGAAUGGCUGAUGUAGUUGCUUCUGUAGUACUCAAUUACUUUGACGACUUAUGAUCUCCGUGAAGCUGUUUUCACUGAAGUCGUGGGUGCAAUAGUACCAUAAUGAUAGCAGAUGGUAACAAAAAAGCAUUUAUGGUGCACUAUGUCAUCGAAGUUGCAUAUGUAUGGAAGACUUUCUGUGCCUUGAGAUUCUCAGUGUGAUGCUUUGAGUCGGUCGACGAGCUGUACACGCAAGUCUUUCUCAUUGUGCUGGUAUAUGUUUGCAGUAGACCAAAGACUCGGCCUUGUAGCCUGUUUAUCAAGACAACGGGGAAGGAAGUUGCGGCUGAAGAUUUUUGUCAUUGUCGUCGCCGUCUUAUUUAUCGCAAGAUCGAGUUUGUAGUGUGAUGUGUUGGCUGGGGAAUGUUUGAAGAUGUUCGCUAUUUUCACUGCUGUCUUACUAUUUAUUGCGUUGAGAAUACCCUACACCAUGCAGUCUGUGAAACAGUGCUGUAUUCUCUCUAGUCAAUUUUGUUGAUCAGUUAGCACUGCUGUCUUGUAAUUUAAAAGUGUGGAUGAAUGGUGAUGUCUUUGAACGAAAUCUCUUUCCAUUCGACGUCAGUUUGCAUGCUGAACCUAUUAGAAAGAAUUUCCUAUAAUUAGCUUUAGGCUUACAACUAGACCUCUUGUAAUAGCAGGUUUAAAAAAGUCUAGUAAGAUAGAGCUCCACCUUGAUGAGGGUUGCUGGUUUCAGCGGUUAUUGUAUGAGUGAUGUAUGAGGAAAAGUAAUGUACUGUGCGUCACAGAAGUUUCCAUGCCAAAGUGGUAGCAGCCUGCUCAAACAUAUCACGUGGAAGCAGUAAGCCGACUUGAACAUGUAGAGGAUUCCAGAGUUCUCUGUUACUCUGAAGUCGUGCGUUUUAGCAGGCAGUAGUACUGCUACGUGGCAGUAUCUUAGAGCCAGCAGCAGGUGAUCUGGCCUGGUAACUUUUGUGACAUAUAGUAGUAUAGUCGUGCCGUUAUGGAGGUGGUUGUGACCACAUCGACCAGAUCGGCCUGACCUUGAUCUCCUGAAAAAGAGAUGUUGCAGGAUGUAAAAAAGGUAGAGAAGAAUCUAAAUCUAUGCACGUCCCAGAACUCUUUGCAAAAGAUUUGGUGCAUCAGGACAUUGUAAUCCAGCUUGCUUAAGCCUAAAGUGAUCACCUUCAUUUUGUGCGCGACUGUACAGUCAUAGGCUACGUAACUGUGAACACAGGAUCGCAUACCACUUGAUGGAGGCAGUGCACUCUUGUGAGCGGAUGGUGCAUUCUCAUAGUUUAUAGGUUUAGCCGACACUGCCUAAUCACGCACAUGUGUGCUACCAUAAAUACUGCACAGCAUCUGAAAAUGGCAGAAUGUGCAGUCUUUGUGCGGUCUGGCAGUAGACUGUAGCAGACUGCUCACAUGCACAAUGUAUAUUUUCUAGAGAAACCACGAGAGUGUACUAUCCACCUGCCAGAAUUCUCUGCCAGUACAGAGCAGCAAGUGCUCGCAUGUUCAUGAUCAUGAAGAUUGUGACUGCCACUGCACCCUUCGUGAAAAUAUGAUCACAGUGCUCCAUGGCCAUUGUAUGAUUGUUGUAUGGACACGCAAUGAUUGUGCAAAACUGUGCCUGCAUUGUUCAGGAAGCUUCGUUAUUUGCUGUUGGCUACUUUGCGGCUCAGCAGGAGAUCUCCUUUUCUCAAAGUGUUCCCUGAGCUGUGCAGACUCGCACACAUAUGAAUCUCACUGUUAUUUUGUGAGAGCCUGAACACGUGUGCAAGGCUUAAUGGGCAAUGUGCAAGACAGUGUGCAACCUUCCUCAAGGUACAGAGAAGUUGGUGCCAAAGUCUGGGUGUUUAUUCUUUUGCCUAGUCUUCGAUGUGGCACGCAUGCAGUGCUGUGGCGAGAUGCAUUUGUAUUUGUGGUUGGUGGCACGCCUUUGAAUAAAGGUUUUGAGAUUGCCUUGA